ACCUCCUGCACCAUAACUGCUGCCACCACCCCAGCCUGGCUGCCACCUGCCCAAGGAGACGCCGCCGCCGGACCCUGUCCAGAGUACCCACCCUUCUGCGACCACCAUGUCCCAGACCAAAACACUGAAGGUCCGUGUGACCCUCUUCUGCAUCCUGGUGGGCAUCGUGCUGGCCACAUUAGCCGUAGUGACUGACCACUGGGCUGUGCUGAGCCCCCAGGUGGAGCACCACAACGUCACCUGCGAAGCAGCCCACUUCGGCCUCUGGAGGAUUUGUACCAAGAGUAUUGUCGUGAGUGACAGCAAGGACAAGAGCUGCGGACCCAUCACCCUGCCUGGGGAGAAAAACUGUUCCUACUUCAGGCAUUUUAAUCCAGGAGAGAGCUCAGAGAUCUUUGAAGUCACCACUCAGAAAGAGUACAGCAUCUCAGCCGCUGCCAUCGCCAUCUUCAGCCUUGGCUUCGUCAUCAUGGGAACCAUCUGCGUGCUCCUGUCCUUUGGAAAGAAGCGGGAUUACCUGCUGAGACCCGCAUCCAUGUUCUAUGCCUUCGCAGGUCUCUGCAUCUUCGUCUCUGUGGAGGUUAUGCGGCAGUCUGUGAAGCGCAUGAUUGACAGCGAGGACACCGUCUGGAUCGAGUACUAUUACGCCUGGUCCUUCGCCUGCGCAUGCGCCGCCUUCGUCCUCCUCUUCCUGGGCGGCCUAGCCCUCCUGCUCGUCUCCUUGCCUCGAAUGCCCCAGAACCCUUGGGAGUCCUGCAUGGACGCCGAGCCCGAGCAUUAGUCCUCCUGGGGCCCCCGCGACUCUCAGGGCUUACCUCUCAGGAAGCCAAACCCAGCCCAGAACAUUCUAGAAAGGAGGCAGGAACUUGACCUCUCCCCUGUUCCCACCUGCCCCACAUCAGCUGCAAGCUGCUUGCUCUCGCUGAGCUCUUCUCUGGGCUGUGACAGGCUCCUCUGCAAAUGCAGCCUGUGGACAUGAUCCACAGCGGGAAGGAAGGAGGGCCAGCUCCGCGGGGGCUCCAAGUUGUCCCCACGGGGCUGCUUGUCUUUAAUAAGCUGACUCCUGUUGUCCUCUGUUACCUUAUCGGGAUGCCCCGUGCUCAUUACCAGCUCUGGGUGUUCUCCUGUGUAAAUAGCCAGCCCCUCUCUCCUCUUGGGUGACAGGACGCACGCUGUCCCGUGAGUCGAACGUCCCAUCUUUGGCUCCUAGGAGGCCUGAGAAGCAUUUUUAACUGGGUAUUUUCUGACUGUGAUUUGAAAUAAAAGCUCUUU
Molecule: messenger RNA, 1272 nt
Organism: Hipposideros armiger (great roundleaf bat)
Lineage: Eukaryota; Metazoa; Chordata; Mammalia; Chiroptera; Hipposideridae
Gene: CACNG1
Product: calcium voltage-gated channel auxiliary subunit gamma 1
Exons: 4
Coding region: 107-781 (224 amino acids)
Biological process (GO): regulation of calcium ion transmembrane transport via high voltage-gated calcium channel; calcium ion transmembrane transport
Cellular component (GO): membrane; L-type voltage-gated calcium channel complex
Molecular function (GO): calcium channel regulator activity; voltage-gated calcium channel activity
Source: RefSeq, a predicted model, not a curated record